This is a messenger RNA of Hyalella azteca, 534 nucleotides long. Its product is annotated as golgin subfamily A member 6-like protein 22. The transcript has 2 exons. The annotation marks the transcript as partial. NCBI's taxonomy places the organism in Eukaryota, Metazoa, Arthropoda, Malacostraca, Amphipoda, Hyalellidae. The record is from RefSeq and is a predicted model, not a curated record.
GUUUGGAGCAUGCUGAAGGCAGCGAGAAAGCUAGGAGAAUCCAUUGAGGACAAGUCCAUUUUUAUAAAGGAUUCCACUUCUUUAGAGAGAGCGGAUUUUCGCAAGAAAUGGCAGUUAGAGACCUUCCUAAAGGCCUGUGAACAAGACGUGGAUGAGGACUGGCUGAGACCCCACCGUGCUAAAAUAGACCUAUUUCUUUCAAAAAUGGAAGAUUUCUUCGCGUCUCAACGGGAGCCGGAUGCUUGUUCCAGCCAUGGCAGUCGCCGUUCCGGAAGCGUACGUUCGGCUGCUAGCUCCACAACAUCGUCAGCCAGAGUCAAACUGGCCCAACAACGCGCAAAGACGUACGCCGAAAAGGCCCUCUUCGAGAAGGAAGAAAGGCUUAAGGAAAAAGAAAUGGCCAUUCGACGUAGCCAACUACAGCAAGAGGAGGAACGCAAGAGAAUCCAACUUCAGCAAGAGGAGGAACGCAAGAGAAUCCAACUUCAGCAAGAGGAGGAACGCAAGAGAAUCCAACUUCAGCAAGAGGAGGAA